CAACUAGCAGCCCGCCCGCCGCCCGCUCCGAAGGCCGAACGGUGCAAGCCCACCAUCAAACCGACCAAAGCUGCCAUUACAGUCACACCCGGUGCUGUGCAGCGACUCCGUGCACUGCUCAAGGGGCCCACGCCUCAGCUCAUACGGAUAGGCGUGCGGAUCAAGGGCUGCGCAGGGCUCUCAUACCACCUCGAAUACGUCGACAAGCCGGGCAAGUUCGACGAGGUCGCCGAGCAGGACGGCGUGAACGUCCUCAUUGACAGCAAGGCGUUCUUUUCCAUCAUCGGCAGCGAGAUGGACUGGCACGAGGAUUCACUGAGGUCCUUCGCGUUCAAGGACCCGAACAUCAAGGACGCGUGCGGGUGCGGAGAGUCGUUCAGCGUCGGCUCGCACAGAGCCUGA
This is a messenger RNA of Fomitopsis serialis, 402 nucleotides long. RefSeq lists its product as uncharacterized. Gene Ontology annotation, cellular component: cytoplasm; mitochondrion. The record is from RefSeq and is a predicted model, not a curated record. Lineage: Eukaryota; Fungi; Basidiomycota; Agaricomycetes; Polyporales; Fomitopsidaceae. The transcript has 3 exons. Gene Ontology annotation, molecular function: 2 iron, 2 sulfur cluster binding. The annotation marks the transcript as partial. Gene Ontology annotation, biological process: iron-sulfur cluster assembly.